Messenger RNA from Amoebophrya sp. A120, 1356 nucleotides. The record is from the annotation of a GenBank genome assembly. NCBI's taxonomy places the organism in Eukaryota, Dinophyceae, Syndiniales, Amoebophryaceae.
AUGUUCUUGGUACCGACGUUUUUCGGGCUGUGUAGACUUGCAUUGCUUGUCACUCGGGCGUCUACGAGGGUCAUUGCACAUGCUGAACAACAAGCACUUCCGCGCGCUACGCCAGCAACGUCGGUGACUACAGAGCCUGAGCAUGAGCCGGACUGCUCUGCGUUUGUGCUCACCAUUCCCGGUGGUGGCGUAGUCGACGCGGAGCCAGCCCCCUGGACGAAGGCGCGCCUGGAUGCGGCGGCAGAUUACUUCAAUCGGACGUGCAAGAACGGAGACACUACCAGUAGUACGGAAGAACAAGGUGUUGAAGCUACGUCCAAAGUAGUGCGAAGAAAUCAAAAAUGCUUCUUCGCGCCCUUGUCCGCCGGAACGCCGCACUUGCCCAUGCCCAUCGACCCGACCACUGGAAAGACCCUGACCGAAAGCGGUGCGGCGGCGAAGUAUCUCGUGAAGAAACACAAUGUGUCGCCGGACCGCAUCCUCGAGGAGGGGGCAAGUUUGGACACGAUCGGAAACGCAUACUUUCUCCGGGUCAUCCACCUCGAGAUGCUUCUGAAAACGCAUAAAUUGGUAACCGUUGUGGUCUUCACCUCCGAAUUCCACAUGCCCAGAACAAAAGCGAUCUUCGAGCAUGUGCUGAAACUCCCGUGGACAAGUUCUUCUAUACCCGCUGGCGCCAUGACAACUGCUGGUGUUGAAACUGUAGCUGCGAGGACUUGUGCCGAAGACGAAGAUGCAUCCAAAGAUGGCGACUCCUCGCAUCAAGGAACUACCGAUCAUAAUGGAAUCAGCCUCGAGGAGAACAAAAACACGAAUAAGAAAUGCCUUGUCGCAGCAGAUGGCACUAGUGCCCCACCAGCAGUAUCCACCGGUAGUACAUCAACAUCAUGCGUCGUAAACAAUCCGGACAGCAACUUGCCCAGUUUCCAAACCGAAUUUGUGGCUACGGAAAAUCGCGGGCUGACAGAAGAUCAGGCAAAACUGCGAAAAGAGCGUGAAGUGCAAAGCCUGGAAACAUGGCGCUCUCGGACGCAACCAAAGCUGAAUUCGGUGGUAGAUUUGCACUCUUUCGUGUUUCAAGACCACGGAGCCUACGCGGCGAAACGCUUCGCGGUCGAAGAACAUAUCGGCGCUCCCGUCGAUCUUGAUGAGGUCAGGCGAACUUAUCGAUGAGGACAUUUUUGUUUCGAGCGUAUGUGUACAAAGAUUGUUGAACAGCAGAAAAAGAAGAUUGAUUCCAGCGCACACUGAAAUUUAGCAGACAGAUAUCAGCUCAAAGCAUCGAGACUUUUGACGUUUUAUCCUCGUCAAGUUCAUACAAACAUCAAGCAAGCUUGUAUGAAGUUAAAGUUCUAC